Molecule: messenger RNA, 698 nt
Organism: Aspergillus eucalypticola CBS 122712
Lineage: Eukaryota; Fungi; Ascomycota; Eurotiomycetes; Eurotiales; Aspergillaceae
Exons: 2
Coding region: 207-530 (107 amino acids)
Source: RefSeq, a predicted model, not a curated record
AAUCUCGCUUCAAUACUCCCGAAUUUCUCUUCCAUUUGGUGGCUGCUCACUGACCAUCUCACACUGCGUCAUAUCCCGUCAUGGCUUCUUCAAAUCGUCCCCAUGACUGAUUUCAAAUCGGAAAUGACAUUAAUCUGGGUCUAGCUCUUUAUUCUGGUUCGGGUUAUCGUCAGACUCUUCUCACACACUGGUCGUCAUGUCAUCAUAUGCGCAGUUUAAUCCCUCGUUUUGGGGGGCCAUCCCGUGCCUACUUAAGUGGCUGCUCUGCUCGCCUACCCAUUCCGCUUCUCAGUAAAAGUCGGAUCCGAUCCAGCGCCGGCAAACAACAAUCGCGGGUCCUUUGGCUACUGUGUUCCCGGUCUGGGGGAUGGUUCAGCUGUGGUCGACCAUGGAUUACACACGCCACUCCCGAGAUUUCUGCCAACGUUGCAGGGGGACUCGUGUCAUCGAUGAUGCAAUUCCUUGUUCAACGCGAUCAGGAACCUACAGUAACCGGCGGUGUUGAUAUAUACUUGGGAGAAGUUACUUAAACCGUGUCGACACCGCAUCGUCUGGUGUACUGUGUAGCAAUAACCUUGAUGCCUCGGGUACUUCCCGUUCCUCUAUAUGGCAUUGUAGUAAUCCCGUCUUAUAGUAGUGUGAGCCUAUAGCAUUCGGAGCAUCCCGUGACAACUGCAGGGCGAGUCACUGGAUCGUCG